CAUACCCCAUAAGAGACGAAAAAAGAAGAUGAAAACUUGGAGAGAGAAAGAAAAAUGGUUGAGAGGUGGAUUUACAAAGAUGUGGUGCCAUUCGCCGGCAUGGUGGCGGCGGAGUGCGCCACCGUGGGAUCAAACACCGGCUUCAAAGCUGCCACCGCCGCCGGCAUCACCUACUACGUCUUCACCCUCUACGUUGCCGUCGUCGCCGCCGCCGCCCUCCUCCCUGUCGCCCUCAUCUUCCGCCGCAGAUCGCCGUCGCCGAAGCUUCCUCCCCACAAGAUUUCCUUCUUCUUCAAAAUCGUCUGCCUCUCUGCGCUCGGGCUUUCGUGCCAGUUGUUUGGGAAUAAAGGAUUGGAAUACAGCUCGCCAAAUCUUUCAUCUGCCAUUAGCAACCUCAUUCCAGCUUUCACUUUCGUUCUCGCCAUCUUUUUCAGGAUGGAAAAGGUAGCUUUCAAAAAAUCAAGCAGCAUAGCCAAAAUGGUGGGCUCUGCAGUGUCCAUUUCAGGUGCAUUAGUAGUGGUUCUAUACAAAGGCCCAAUUGUUAUAUCAAAUCCAUAUUCUGAAGGCCCAAAAGAUCACACUUUGGGCUCUUCACAAUCACAGCCCAAUUGGAUAUUGGGUGGCCUUUGCUUUGUUUUUCAAUACGUUUGCAACUCCCUUUGGUACAUUCUUCAGACCCAAAUCAUAAAAAUAUACCCAGAUGAGCUAAGUGUGCUGGCAGUGUACUAUGUUAUCCAGGCUCUUUUAACUGCUCCAGUGUGUUUGUUAGCAGAAACAGACAUCAAUGCUUGGAAACUCACAACUCCACUCCAUUUUCUUCUGCUUUUGAACUCGGGUUUGGUGGGUCAGUGUUUUGUUGCAUCGAUCCAUACUUGGGGACUAGGCUUGAAGGGGCCUGUUUAUGUCUCGAGUUUCAGGCCAUUGUCGAUUGCCAUUGCUGCUGCUAUGGGUGCCAUUCUCCUUGGUGAUGAUCUCCAUCUUGGAAGUAUAAUUGGAGCAAUCAUAAUAUCAGUUGGGUUCUAUGGUAUUUUGUGGGGGAAAGCAAAAGAAGAAGAAUUGAAGGAAUUAGAACAUGUUGGUACGUUGGAAUCUUCAUCCAAAGCUCCAUUGCUGCAAUGUUAUAAAGUUGAAGAUGCAUAAACUGAUGGAUUCAAUUCCAGUAUUCAUUUUUGUACUAUGAUUUUGAGUCAAUGGUUAUAAAACAAAAAAUGUAUUUGGGAAUUUUGUCAUCCAACUGGUAAAUGUAAAUAGUAUAAAGGUUUAAAUACUAUUUUUAUUCAUUGUA
Molecule: messenger RNA, 1285 nt
Organism: Momordica charantia (bitter melon)
Lineage: Eukaryota; Viridiplantae; Streptophyta; Magnoliopsida; Cucurbitales; Cucurbitaceae
Product: WAT1-related protein At4g15540
Cellular component (GO): membrane
Molecular function (GO): transmembrane transporter activity
Source: RefSeq, a predicted model, not a curated record